Anguilla rostrata (American eel) is the source of this 5030-nucleotide messenger RNA. RefSeq names its product adrenomedullin 2a (gene adm2a). Gene Ontology annotation, molecular function: hormone activity. The record is from RefSeq and is a predicted model, not a curated record. Gene Ontology annotation, biological process: regulation of systemic arterial blood pressure; adenylate cyclase-activating G protein-coupled receptor signaling pathway; positive regulation of heart rate. Gene Ontology annotation, cellular component: extracellular region. The transcript has 3 exons. Lineage: Eukaryota; Metazoa; Chordata; Actinopteri; Anguilliformes; Anguillidae. The coding region runs from base 241 to 771 and encodes 176 amino acids.
AGAGUCCUGUGGUCUUGGCCAACGCGUAUAAAGGUCCACGCGAAAAUCCUCUAGAGAUUAGAUUUACGCACUGAGAACUCCCACGUAAGCAAACGGUUUAUUGAAAUAUUACCAGCAAAUUUUUUGAAAGGAUAUUGGUCCUAGCCGGAACUUUUCUGAAGUUUUUUUCUUCCUGGGAUUUGAACCUUUUCCAAGUGGUUCGAGCCCCCUCCUUCAUCGGGCACUGUGAGAACAUAUCCCAUGAUGCGACCACUUUUCCCGGUGACUCUGUGUUGCAUCAGCCUGCUCUCCCUGCAGCAGCAACCACUGGCUUUACCCGCUGGAGCCCGCCUGGACAGGCACAGGUUGAAUUUCCUGAAGAGGGUCCCGGAGGCAGAGGAGGGUGAGACCUUCGUCGCGGGAACCCUCCCGAGCCCCGGCGCGUCCCUCGGCCCCGCCCGCGAGGAGGCCGGCCGCGAUUGGUGGAAGCGCCUCCACCUCGUCAGAGCGCCCCCGCUGAGACGGGCCACCGAGGCCCCCGCCCAAAACGAGACCCCCCUGCACCGGGCGGACGCCGGCGUCCAGCAGAGGGCGCCGAGGGGGCGACGCCACGCCCACGCCAGGGGGAGGGGCCACCACCACCACCACCACCCGCAGCUGAUGCGCGUGGGCUGCGUCCUGGGCACCUGCCAGGUGCAGAACCUCAGUCACCGCCUCUACCAGCUGAUUGGCCAGAGCGGGCGGGAAGACACCUCCCCCAUGAACCCCAAGAGUCCGCACAGCUACGGAUGAGCCCGGAAAACGAGGAGGAGGAGGAGGAAGCGUCUUCGCGCAAAAGCAGACGCAAAAAAAAAAAACAGCAGCGCGACAAUUUAGAUAUUUAUCCCUUUUUUUGUAUUGCAAAUAGCUUUCGCAUAGAGAUGGAUGUAAUCCACUAUUUUUCUCCUGUUUUCUCUGAAAAAAAAGACUUCUAUAAUAUUUAAAGUGAUUGCUGUGUUCUUCUUUCUCCGUUGGCCACCAGGAAAAAAACAUGGGUAACGGAAAUUUGUCUCUAGGGAAAGCAUUUGGGAUGACUCACGUGGGCUGAAGCUAUUGAUUGACGAUGCUGUUGACUGUUUUCGAGAAACGUUGCCUUCAUUUCACCUGAGUAUCAUUGAGGCAUGUUCUGGCCUUUUCUACCCAUCACUCAAAACACUGUGAACCCCGGUAGCUUUAAGCCCGAAUCCUAUUCCAGAAUAACAGCUGGUUCAGCAACCUUCACAAGAUGACAGUGCAUGACAGGAAAUGUAAGCGUAAUGCGAAAUGUCCCUCCCCAACCUGGAAAAACUACGGGAAAACAGACAGCAAGCCUGCCCAGGAGGCUUUUAGGUUACUCUCUAUUUAACAAGUGUAUAGGUUUUUAAUGUGGAUUUUUACUAAAGGUGAGAUUCGAGCUCAUUCAAGUCUUACACCAUGGAAUUCCAGGAACUGGUGAAGAUAGUUAAUUUCUCUGAGACCACAACGCAACUGCCCCUUGAAAUAUCUUCCAAGCUGGCCUGCGAGUGAAGCCUGACACCAAGUGCCGAGACCGUCCACCUCUGUCAUUCUGUCCAAAAACCCCCCGGGUCGAACAUCUCGCACGUGAAAGAGUGCAGCGGUUAAAAGUGGACUGUGGAGACGUAGGCGUCCCACAUCGUCAGCUUGUGACCGCUGAGAUAAAUAUUGGAUCGGAGGCAAACACUGAAAUCCUGCCUUUGACACCCAACAAUGUGGUCAGAGGCUGCAAUUGCUCAAGAAAUCAAUGCAGUGGAGGACACUGGGGAUUUCCACCUGGAUUCUGUCGUAGAAAUCCAGUACCAACCAGCCAGGCUGGGGAAGGAGGGGGGGGGGAGGGGGUGGCGUGUGGAGAGGGAGGGGGGUUACACUAUGUGCUGGAUCUUAAGCAAAAAAAAAAAACGGAGCAUUGCGCUGUUCUGAACGAAAAAGUGCAACCACAAUGAGUGCAGUUUUUACACCAUGACUGAAGACUUGGUCAGCCAGUCUUUGAAUUCUGACUGCCGAUCGUACUUCAGUCCAUUCAUUCAUUAGUGGCUGGUCUCAGAUUUCUAAGCACUAAACUCCGUUGACUCCUAAUUUGUGAGAAUUGUUUUUAAAAAAUUGUGAUUUACAAUUCUCUAUCAAUACGUGAGCAAAACUCACUGCUUUCAGAAAAGUUGGGUCUACUCAUUCUGUGCACCUGGCGGCAAGAUUAUGUUUGACGCGAUUAUGUUAUGAAAAGUUCCCAAAAAAAAUUAAUAAAGGAAAUGCCCAUGAAAUUAAAUGAAUAGGCUCGCUGCCAGGAAAGCUUUGCUCUAGUACACUUCAUAUUUCAACAUCAGUACUCCCUGACUUGGUCUGUGGACAGAGCGCCAUAUCCAAUACAACACAGUUUAAAGGGGGUAUUUCUGCAAGAUUUACGAGAACAUAUCAAAGGUUUAUAGGCUGAAAGAGGAAGUAGCCAGGAUAUGAGGCUCAAAGAUAUGUUUUUCAACUAUCUUGGCCCUACAAGCAGAUACCUUACCCAUAAUGCUGCCAAACCAAAGAUUAACAUAGGUUCCCUAUACAAAAAUGGCACAGUAGCUUUUGAACUGCAAUAAAAUAUUUGUGUGUCAAGCAUAUCUAACUGACUGCAAUAUGCAGAUCUUUUGUUCAGCUGUGUGGGUUUUAAACUGAGGCCCAUGGAUUUACUAGCAUUUGAUGGAAGGAUGGACUGUACCAAAGAUGGAUGGUAUCUGAUUAAGACUUACCAAGAGUGAAACAAAAUAUUAUAUGUUUUAAACUCACUUUGCUUUUUUCAUUGGUAGGAAGAAAAAAAAAUCAGUAUUCAAGGUACUGCAAAGCAAUAUACAGUAGCUGCACCAUAACAUCCAGGAUUUAAAAUUCCACGAUUAUGCGGCUGAAAGUAAGAUUUAUAUGACAGACCUAAUUCUCUCGGUUACAGAGGGUUAAGAUGGUUAAUGUAAUCCCUUGCAUUCAGCUAUGCUUUCCCAGACUGAGCUCAGUGUGAGUCCUGUACAAAUAGAUGUCAUUAAGAACAUGCGUUUCUGCUACAGUUUCUGGCUGCACAUGUACAGUAUAUACUCUCACAUAUAUCAGCGUGAAAACCAGUUUCCAAAGGGUAUUCCAGAAAGUUUAAAGCUUAAAGAUUGAACACUAUUGAACACAAGUGUACGUUCUCAGUUCAGAGUUUCGUUUUUUUGAUGAACCCCCUAUUUUAAUGCAUUUGACUACUUGCAUUGCACCUUAACACCCUAUCUGGCCAUAUCUGGAACACCAAUUAACCGGCCCUUCUGGUUAUUCCAGCCAAAAUGCCUCAGUGGUGCCUUCCCUUCAUCAUUUGGCAACAGUCCGGUCCCUUGUUGAUACGUAUUUUUAUACGUAUGCGCAUUUUUCCACACAAACUACUCUGUAAGUCUGUCAAGGGAUUUCAGGGAACACAAGUAAACCGUACGUCACCUCUUUUCAUCGACUAAAGGUCGACUCCUUAAUCUUCUCUCCCUGCUUCCGUGCACUUGGCAGUUUGUGGUAAUGGUAGCAGCCUGGUUUUUUUAUAAUCUGCGGUGUUUGGUUUCUGGUAAACCUGUCCACGAGCCCUUUCGCUUGCUUGCUUGCCGGAUUCAUUGUGCUGUGAUGGAUCAAAUCGCUGUCUCGUGACUGACAAUUAAAGUGCUUUCAAACGCUGAAAACCUUCUGUCGGAUUCUGUACUUUUAUAAUGUCCCGUGAGUGUCUGGGUGUGUUUCAAAUGCGGUCACACACGCCACUUAGGAUUACCUCAGUGUUUUCUUUUUAGUUUUUAUUUUGCAGAUGACAGUGUUUUGGGUUGUUGGGAUGGGUUACACCAGCAGCACCAAUAAUUUUUCAGCACCGGUUGAUGUUUAUUUAAAACGCUUGGCCAGACAGGCACUAUGACUGGCUAUUUUUAAAACCUUUAACAUCUCCCUUCUCCCUGGGACAGUGCUCAUAAAACUGCCAUCUUCUGUUAACCAUCGUCGACCUGUUUGUGUCAGAAUCUGGGAUCAGGGCCUUCUCGAGCCGAGCCAUAGGAAGCACGUCCUGUCAGUGUGUACUUUCAGUUUUUGUCCAUAGUCUAUUUAUAUUCUGAAAACUGCUGCUUUUCAAUAUGUUGAGCGUGAUUCAUGGAGGCCUAAAACAUUUUUUUUUAAAUGCUGUGUAUGGUGCCACACAGGUGGUGUCCUAAUAAACAAAUUCACGUUAAUAACGACAAAGUAUUUUAUAUUGCCAAGGACGGGGCUAACAUCUGUGCACCGACAUAUGUUGCCUAAGGAAUUGCUUUCGUUUCGAGAGCUUAAAUACAGGUAGAUUGUAGGAACAGGCUUUUGUUAUAUAACCCACAGGCCAACAUCGAUACACAGAAUCUACCCGUCGCCCAGCAAACACACACACAGUUUAGAGCUGCAUGCAGUACAUCGUAUUCUAGUCAAGUACAAUAUUCUGUCAUCCAACUCUCUAAGUGCCAGAUUUUAUUAUUUUAUUUUUUUUUGCAUUAGAGUUCCCAUAAGCUAACGAAAGGUCAGUUGGUUUUUUUUUUUUCCGACAAAACAUUAAAGCACUUUAAAACAGGUAGCAAACGUGUUUAGUUAGUUACUUGAAUUUAAGACCAUGUUAUUUAAUAAGUUAAUGAAAGUUUGUUGUAUAUAGUGCAUUUCAGAAACGUCUGUGUGAAUGUAUUCUGAACGGUGUCCAUAGCAUUGUGGAUGACAUAGACAAUGGAAUCAUUACUAUCUUGUACGCUUUGUUAAUAUAUUAGAUGUAAUAUUUAAUAAAAUAAGUAUUGUUUUUAAGUGAAAUUUGUAUGUGUAUGUGUAUCUCACCAAAGAAAAUAUUCAUCGCUUAUGUUUCUCCUACACAGAGGUGAUACAUAUCUUUCAAAGUGCUACUUCAACAGUAAAGAUGAUGUACUUCUAAGGAAAAGUGGACAGCCAUUUGAAUAUAAGUUAAACGUGUUAGCUUCUGGCACUGUCCUUGACAAUCUGUGAAAUAAAGAAUUACUUUGUAGUAAGAUUUUUAAAAA